AUGAGCCGCGCGACCGCCAGCGGCCGUCCCCGUCGGCCCAGCGCCGCUGCUGCUGCUCCUCCUGAGCCCGAGACGCUCGUGCUGCGCGCUACACCGUCGAUCAAGCGCUACAACAUCGCGCGCUUCGACGUGCCCGAGCUGCCGCACUUCAGCGCGUGUGCCCAGCCCGUGAUGAUGUACCGAGAGCCCGAGCGCGUGGACGACGAAGACGAGAAGGACGACGACGCGCCCGUGGGGUUCAAUCCCGCGCUGCGGAAGCGGCGUCGCCGUCGUCGCAAAGACACGCGCACGGCUGGCUGGAUCAUUGAAGACAGUGCGGGGCAGAACAAGUUCAACGGCACGUUCGAAGGCGGCCAGUCGUCCACGUACAUGCUCUUGGUGAAGAACCGGCACAAUGACGAGUUUAGCGUCAUGCCCGUGGAGCAGUGGUUCCGGUUCAAGAAGCCGCUGAACUACCGGACGUUGACGCUCGAGGAGGCCGAGGAGAUGAACAAUGAGAAGAAGCGCGCGGUCGAGCGCUGGCUCAUGAAGCACAGGCUCGCUGGUGAAGACAAGACGGACGCUGCAGGCGCCGAGACAGUGAGUGCACCCCGUGUCCGCACGGGCGCGAUGCCGACUGCUUCGUCGUAUUCUGCUGCUGUAAGUUCGGCAAAGGGGACAGCUGAGGGGGACGAUAUCUUUGGUGCCGCGGAGACGGUGCGUCGUCCACGUGCUCCGCGGUCGAAAGCGCGUGGCGAAGGAGCGACAGGCGAAGAUGGUGGUGACUUUGAAGAAAAGUUUGAUGAUGACGAGAGUGAUGCUGAGAUCCAUCACGACGAACCGCAAGGGCUGGAGUCGGACUCGGACGAAGAUGAGUUUGAAGUAGACCCGGAAGGAACUGGCAAGUUGACGGAGACAGGUCAAGCCAUGAAGGACUUGCUGAAGCGUGCCCAGAAUGGAGAGAUGCUGGAGAACAACAAGGACAAGGAGGACGAGGACGACGAUGAAGAAGACGACAAUUUCACGGCCAAAGAUAUGGAUGUCAUCAAGCGUGACCUGGGCGGGAACAUCAUCCGCGACCGGUCCGUUGCUAUGGAAGAUGACGCUGCCUCGGGCGAUGUCAAGGCUGCAGACAAUGCUGCGGAUGCUGGCGCUACUGUAGACUUGAACGGCAAGGCAAAAGGUGCAGCAACGGUCGGUGCUGAUGGCGCUAGCGGGAAGCGGAAGGCGGACGACAGCCGUGCGAAAGAAGAGACGUCCCAGAAGAUGUCGAAGACGUCGGCAGCUGCGUCUUCUAACAAGCUCACGGAGGCCGGUGUGCAGCAGGAGCUUAUUCGCUACGGCGGACGCAUGCGCACGCGAGAUUUGCUGCGGAAGCUGAAGAAGCUGAUUACUACGGACAAUGAUAAGGCUCUGCUGAAGGACAUUUUGCGUACCAUUUGCGACGUGGAAGUCGACGCAAUUGACGGUCGCUUGCUGGUGUUGAAGUCGCAGUUCCGUUAA
Molecule: messenger RNA, 1482 nt
Organism: Hyaloperonospora brassicae
Lineage: Eukaryota; Oomycota; Peronosporomycetes; Peronosporales; Peronosporaceae
Source: the annotation of a GenBank genome assembly